GUCUCGCGAUGUCAGAACGUCAAUUGGCCCAGUGUGCUAUGACAACAGGAGCCGGGAGGAUAAUAUGCAGAAUCAUCAAGGUACUAAAUGGAGUCAGAACAAUUGUUUUCUAGAGGAUAUUACCAGAACAGUUACAACAGUAUAACCAGUGCGAGUAGUGAUGAGGAAUUGCUAGAUGGAGCGGGAGUCAUCAUGGACUUCACAGGAUCUGAGGAUGACAACUUGCUGGAUGGUGAUGUUUCUACAGGAGCCAAUUAUACGAUGACAAAUGGAGGUGGUAUAAACAGCACAACACAUUUAUUGGACCUUUUGGAUGAGCCUAUACCAGGUGUUGGGACUUACGAUGAUUUCCACACCAUUGACUGGGUGCGAGAGAAGUGCAAAGAUCGAGAAAGGCACAGAAAGAUUACCAGCAAGAAGAAAGAUUCCGUGUGGGAGUUUAUAAAAAGCCUGUAUGAUGCUUGGUCGGGAUGGCUGGUUGUAACGCUGACUGGUUUGGCAUCAGGUGCCUUGGCUGGUUUAAUAGAUAUUGCUGCGGACUGGAUGACUGAUUUAAAAGAAGGCAUAUGUCUGAGCGCAUUGUGGUUUAAUCAUGAGCAGUGCUGCUGGGGAUCCAAUGAGCCAACGUUUGAAGCAAGAAACGAAUGUCCUCAGUGGAAAACAUGGGCUGAAUUAAUAAUUGGACAAGCGGACGGACCAGGUUCUUAUAUAAUGAACUACAUUAUGUACAUUUUUUGGGCCUUGGGAUUUGGUUUCCUGGCUGUUUCCUUGGUGAAGGUAUUUGCUCCAUAUGCCUGUGGUUCCGGAAUUCCAGAGAUUAAAACCAUUCUGAGUGGCUUCAUCAUCCGAGGAUAUCUGGGGAAAUGGACCUUGCUAAUUAAAACAAUCACUCUGGUUUUAGCUGUUGCCUCAGGGCUGAGCCUGGGGAAGGAAGGUCCCCUCGUUCAUGUCGCUUGUUGCUGUGGUAAUAUUUUCUCCUACCUGUUCCCCAAAUACAACAAAAAUGAAGCAAAGAAACGAGAGGUGUUGUCUGCAGCAUCAGCAGCUGGGGUAUCCGUGGCUUUCGGUGCUCCAAUUGGUGGCGUCCUUUUCAGCUUGGAAGAGGUUAGCUACUAUUUUCCCUUGAAAACUCUCUGGAGAUCAUUUUUUGCUGCUUUAGUGGCGGCCUUCGUCUUGCGUUCCAUUAAUCCUUUUGGAAACAGCCGCUUGGUCCUGUUUUACGUGGAGUAUCACACGCCGUGGUACUUGUUUGAACUGAUCCCUUUCAUCCUUCUGGGUGUAUUUGGAGGGUUGUGGGGAGCCUUCUUCAUCCGCGCUAACAUUGCUUGGUGCAGACGUCGGAAAACCACAAAGUUUGGGAAGUUCCCUGUCCUGGAAGUUAUUACAGUGACCGUUAUCACCGCAGUGGUCGCCUUUCCUAAUCAGUACACAAGGAAGAACACUAGUGAGUUGAUCAAAGAACUUUUUACUGAUUGCGGGCCUCUAGAAUCUUCACCCCUCUGCGAUUACCAGACAGAUGCAAAUGUCAGUAAACUGUUGGAUGAUAUUCCGGACCGACCAGCUGGUCAAGGGGUUUAUGAUGCCAUAGGAAAAUUGGCAUUGGCGCUUAUAUUUAAGAUUAUUAUGACCAUCUUCACAUUUGGAAUUAAGGUACCUUCAGGCCUCUUCAUACCAAGCAUGGCGAUCGGUGCCAUUGCUGGUAGGAUUGUGGGGAUUGCAGUGGAGCAGCUGGCCUACUAUCACCAUGACUGGUUCAUAUUUAGCCAAUGGUGUAAUGUUGGAGCAGACUGUGUUACUCCAGGCCUAUAUGCAAUGGUUGGUGCUGCAGCUUGUUUGGGUGGUGUGACGCGGAUGACAGUUUCCCUCGUGGUAAUUGUAUUCGAGCUGACUGGUGGACUGGAAUACAUUGUCCCUCUCAUGGCAGCUGUAAUGACCAGCAAGUGGGUGGGUGAUGCAUUUGGCAGGGAAGGCAUCUACGAAUCGCACAUCCGCCUGAAUGGAUAUCCAUUCCUGGACGCUAAAGAAGAGUUCACUCAUACAACGUUGGCUGCGGAUGUGAUGAGGCCUCGGAGAAAUGAGACUCCUCUUUCGGUCCUGACGCAGGAUGACAUGACAGUUGAAGACUUAGAAACGACGAUUAAUGAAACGACGUACAACGGUUUUCCUGUCAUUGUAUCAAAAGAAUCUCAAAGACUAGUUGGAUUUGCCCUACGAAGAGAUAUAACUAUUGCAUUAGAAAACGCCAGAAGAAAACAAGAAGGUAUUGUCAGCAGUUCAAGGGUUCACUUUACCCAACACGCCCCAACGCUUCCAGCAGACAGUCCACGUCCACUGAAGCUACGGAGCAUUCUUGAUAUGAGUCCUUUCACAGUUACAGAUCAUACACCUAUGGAGAUUGUGGUGGACAUCUUUCGGAAACUGGGCCUGAGGCAGUGCCUUGUAACUCAUAAUGGGAAUAUCUUGGGGAUCAUCACAAAGAAGAACAUAUUAGAACACCUCGAGCAACUAAAACAGCACGUCGAACCAUUGGCGUCUCCUUGGCAUUAUAACGAAAAAGGACAUCCUCCGUCACAUGGCUCAAAUGGCAGACCAAGACCCCGAGUCAAUCAUGUUCAACUGAACACCAUUGAGGAGGAUCCCAAGGAAAGUGAGGAAGAGGUCCGCCUGUUAAAGAGCACAGCGAUCUGACCGCUCCAAAGAUUUCAGCUCAUCAGCAUCGCAGAAGGAAAACUAAAACAACAGCAUCUUUUUGCAGUUCAGUUGGCAAUGAAAGCUCCUCUGAUGUAGGAGGUUCUCAAGAGUGGCCCACUUCAGUAUUAAAUCUGAUGUCCAUUACUUUUUAAAAAAAAAGUUCUAUGCCUAAAUAUUUCCACAUUUCAGAUUUUUUAGUUGUUGAGAAGUGCUAUUAAAGGAUAAAGAUAUAGUGGUGGUGGAAAAUAUGUUAUAUAAAUGAUUAUUUUUACCACACUUGAAUCACUUUGCUCAUUCAUUGAUUUGUUGGUGUCUCCUGAACUGCACUGAAGCAAGCCAUCUCCUACACACACCUCCGGGGUUGCAUCUUAAUAUGGAAUACAGUUUGUUUCAGAACGAUUUGCAGCUCGAGUCUUGUGCGAGUUUACAUUUAAGUUCAGCUCUGCUCAUUUUCUGGACCUCUUAACCACUUCUACACUGGGAAAGCUGAAAGGCCCUGGGAUCUCGCUUUGUGCGAACGCCUUCACCAGUGAAGCAGGCAGUUACCCAUAUGAGGAGAGAUUCCAGAUUGAGAGAGUGAACCUGGUCAGAAAAGCACUAAGUGUAGUGUUCACACUGAGAGCAGACUGUCCACAACAUGCACCAAAUGCGAAGGUACAAAACCAAAAUCAAAAGUUUAAGAAAAAAGCACUUCUCAUAUGUUUUGACAAGGCAUGUAAGAAAUAAUUGGAGUCUGAGGUUAGCAGUUUGUGGAGGAAGCAACUUUUAUCUAUUUUGUUUUAUUUUUCAAACAAGUCUUUUAAGGAAGUUCUGAGGGUCUGUUAAUGAAGAACAGCUUGAUUUUGCUUAAAUGGAGCUUGAUCGCUACACCUCCCUUUCAUGACAAGAAGAUGCAUGGUAGUCAUUUGUUAAUUGGCUCUGUUGUAUGUUUAAAGGCACAUAAACAUUAUGGACAUAGUACAGUGCAAAUAAUUGCAUAUGUGUCAGCUCUGGGUUAAGAGUGUUCCAGUCUGACUCUCACCACUGUUUUAAUGCUCACCUACAAUUAAUUGGAAUUAUUCUAACUGGAAUCAUUCACAAGUUUUUUUUUCUCUCUAAUUUUUAGUAAGUUAUUGUGGCAAAAUGUGUUUCAUCCUCAGGCAAUUUUUUUUUUACUGUUGAUAUCAAUGGUUGGGUCCUGCUAUUGAAGCUAUCUUGAAUGUGUUUAAAGUUUAGUUUUAGCACUUUGAAUUCACAUUAUUAUGACCAUUAAGGCGGGUUUACAAAUGAUUGGGAUCAUCAGUUUCAACUAAAUUGGCUUCAAAUGAUACAACUCUGGCAAAACUGGCAUUAUUCAUGCAUCAGCUUUUUUAAGAAAUUAGUCUAUUUAUUUUAGGAUACUUAUUUUACAAAGCAUCUCCUAAGUAGUUGUUUUUAAGGAUUUAUCAGACUAAAUAUAAACUUUCUUGAAAAAUAGAUGUAACUUUUUAAAUGACUUGAAGUUUGCACUACGCCUCCGAAAAUUUGAAUAUAAUGGUAGCCUACACUGUCUAUGUACAGAAUUAGAAGGAUUUGAUUAGCAGAUCCCAUCUUGUUUUGUCAUGCUUCUGAUAGGAGACUGAAACUUGGUGAGCAUUUUUAAUAGACCUCGAGCUUGUGUGAGAGAGAAAAAUGUAAACUCAGUGUGAGCUAUUUUCAAAAUGAUUGAGUGUUAUCAGUUAAUUGCUUCCUUGCAAUCAAUCGUACAUCCUGGACCAUUAAUUUAGCAAAGAAAUGUAGAAAAUCAAGAAAAUCUGCAUAGGAAAAAAAAUUGUGUGGAUUUUACAGAGUCUCCAAAUAAUGAAAUCCACACAGAAUUCAACAACUCUCUUAUGCAAGAUGCUAUUAAAAGAUUAAAAUUGCAGCAUUUUGAGGAAGUGUUGGAUUGAUUUUUCAACUCCACAUAGUCAAUAACUGUGAAUUUUAAAAAUAAUAAUAAAGACUGUGCAAUGCUGGAAGCCUCAAAUUAAAAAGAGAAAUGCAGAGUGUCAGCAGCUGUCAAAGGAGAAGACAAGCUAAUAAACGAAAAGGCAUUUCUCUUUUGGGAUAUAGAAGAUGACCAAAUUUGGCUCUGUCAAAUCUGGAAAUGAUAGGCUACUUUUCUUCUUCUUGGAUAUUGAUGUGUCCUACAUAAAAUUCUCAGAACUGAAACAAGCCAUUCAGCCCAACAGGUCUGUUCCAGCAUCUAUGCUGCCUGCACACUCCUCCCACCCUAUUGGCAUAACCUUCUAUUCCUUUCUGCCUUGUGCAUUUAUCUCAUUUCUCUUUUAACGCAUUUAUGCUGUUUGCCUCAAAUCUUCCUUGUGGUAGCAAGUUUCUCGUCCUCUCCGAUCUCUGGGUAAAGAAUGCCUACCGUGUAUCUCUGGCAUUUUCUGCUUUUACAUGGAAACUGUAGUGUCUACAGUAGUUGGUGAGACUUCCUCUCCAUCCUCACACCUGCCAGAUAUAGUGGAAGAUUUUACAGCAAGAGCCCGUGAGGUUGGCUCCUGUAUCCAGCUUGUUAUCUGUUGCCUUGCUUUCGGUUAAUGAAGAAUGCUUCGUCUUUGUUAACCUGUGAUGUUGCCUAGAACUGUACUUAAUACUGAUCCUGGAUGUUUUUUAUUUAUAUUUGAUGUGUUAGAAUUUCAGGUCCUUAAGGUGAGCUUAAUUAUGGUUACUGUGAAAGUUUGAUUGUAUAAUAUAUUGUAUUAAAUUCUCUGUCAAAACUGUAAA
Carcharodon carcharias (great white shark) is the source of this 5421-nucleotide messenger RNA. It is a transcript of the gene clcn3, whose product is annotated as chloride channel 3. Gene Ontology annotation, molecular function: voltage-gated chloride channel activity. Lineage: Eukaryota; Metazoa; Chordata; Chondrichthyes; Lamniformes; Lamnidae. Gene Ontology annotation, biological process: chloride transport; transmembrane transport. Gene Ontology annotation, cellular component: membrane; Golgi apparatus; early endosome. The record is from RefSeq and is a predicted model, not a curated record. The coding region runs from base 88 to 2688 and encodes 866 amino acids. The transcript is spliced from 14 exons.